AUGUCCAGCAAGAUGGCGACCUACGCUACCACUCCCCCUUCGAACUCAACCGCCAACACUGAAGACCUUAAUUCGGCUGGCUUGACACCAGAAGUGUCCCGGGCAUUAAAGGAGAGAGACCUUAAGCCCUAUGAGCAGCCCGUAAUCAAGUCGAUCAGAGAGCUGUAUUCCUGCAAACCGACGAAUGAGACAUUCGAAAUAUACGCAAAGAAUGCUGUAUUCCACGAUCCCAUUGGUAUCGCCACCGGGCUGGAUUCCAUUCGAAACCAGUUUGUCGGUUUGGCAAAGAUCUUUCACUUUGCGAGCAUCCCAAAGUUUAGAGUUUUGGAAAAUCCGCCCACAGUACCCCCGAACAUCAUCCUAAUUGACCAGGACGUCGCAUACUACCGAGAUGCUAAUUCUAACUCGCCCACGAAGACAGUCAACUCUUUAUUGACCAUAAAGCUGGAUGCCGCGACCAACAAGAUCGUUAGUCACAGCGAGGAUUGGAAUCAUAAGAAAUCAUCGACGAAAGAAGACGGUGUCUUCGGAUGGAUGAAUGAACAGAGGAAGAAGAUAACGGCUGGUCUUGUGGACACAUUCGUUGGCAAUGCCAACAAGAAUUGA
Molecule: messenger RNA, 606 nt
Organism: Coprinopsis cinerea okayama7#130
Lineage: Eukaryota; Fungi; Basidiomycota; Agaricomycetes; Agaricales; Psathyrellaceae
Exons: 4
Coding region: 1-606 (201 amino acids)
Source: RefSeq, a predicted model, not a curated record